This is a messenger RNA of Trichoderma gamsii, 1200 nucleotides long. RefSeq names its product aldo/keto reductase. The record is from RefSeq and is a predicted model, not a curated record. Gene Ontology annotation, molecular function: oxidoreductase activity. Lineage: Eukaryota; Fungi; Ascomycota; Sordariomycetes; Hypocreales; Hypocreaceae. Bases 1 to 1200 code for a protein of 399 amino acids. The transcript has 5 exons.
AUGGCGCCGAAAAUCAACCGAAACAUACUGGGAGCUGUACCUACUCCAAUUAGCCCUUUGAACAAAUACCGCCUGUUAUCCCCAUCCGGUGCUGUGAGAGUCAGCCCUCUCUGUCUCGGAGCAAUGAGCUUUGGCUCAGGAUGGUUUGUGUUGGGCGCCGCUAAUAACAGACAUCUUCUAACUUUGAUUGUAGGAAAGGAUAUCUGGGAGACUGCGACCGCAAAACCUCUGAAGAGAUUCUUGACGUUUUUUAUCAACAGGCAAAUAUGCGUAGCUCAUGUCUUCAUACUAGGCAACUUUAUUGACACGUCCAACAAUUAUCAACUGGGGGAGUCUGAAACCAUUAUUGGCGAAUGGAUGAAGAAACGCGAGAACCGUGACGAGCUGGUUAUUGCAACUAAAUACACUACAAAUUACGAAAACGCCCCUGACUCGAAGAAAAUAAAAGCUAACUAUACCGGUAAUGGCUCCAAAAGUCUCCAUGUGUCAGUCGAAGCAAGCUUGAAGAAGCUGCAGACUGAUUACAUUGAUAUUCUUUAUGUCCACUGGUGGGAUUUCAGCACCUCAACUUCAGAGUUGAUGCAAUCCUUGAAUAACCUCGUGGUUUCCGGGAAGGUUUUGUACCUAGGAAUUAGUGACAGUCCUGCAUGGGUUGUGAGCAAAGCCAAUGAGUAUGCCAGAAACCAUGGCCUUCGACAAUUUUCCGUAUACCAGGGACGUUGGUCCGCCGCUUCACGCGACUUUGAACGAGAUAUUAUCCCCAUGGUCAAAUCCGAAGGUAUGGCACUAGCCCCAUGGGGUGCUCUAGGAGCUGGUAGAUUCAAGACCGAAGAGCAACGCAAGGCCGAAGGCGGACGCAAUGUGGUGGCAACCACAGAGGAGAUCACUGUUAGCAAAGUGCUAGAGAUUGUCGCCAACCGCAAAAACUCGAUUAUAACGAGCGUUGCGUUGGCAUAUGUGAUGCACAAAGCACCUUAUGUCUUUCCUAUCGUUGGAGGCCGUAAGGUAGAGCAGCUGAGAGAGAAUAUCGCAGCCUUGUCGCUCAAGUUGACUGAAGAGGACAUUGCGGAGAUUGAAGCUGCAGUGCCUUUUGCAUUGGGAUUCUACAGCGGAAAAGCAGAAGUCCAUUUGCUCCAUUGGGCUAGUGGUUCAUUCACUUUGUGCUAUAUGAAGAAGAGGCUUUGCAGUAUCUCCUUUUGA